This is a messenger RNA of Rotaria socialis, 510 nucleotides long. NCBI's taxonomy places the organism in Eukaryota, Metazoa, Rotifera, Eurotatoria, Philodinida, Philodinidae. The record is from the annotation of a GenBank genome assembly.
AUGUCAAGUCGGAUAGUAACUUUAGUUUCAGUUGCUUUAUAUUUUGCUCUUAUUAUAUCUUUUACUAUAAUUGGUUUUGCUUCAUUAAUUGUCGGAGCUGUGGGUCUUGCUAAUUUUAUACCAACAUACACUGCCUUUAAAGCAUAUACGAAUAAUACAUGUCUUAUUGUCGAUAUUGAUGAUGAUUGGUGUCCAAAUACAGGCUUUUGUGUUAUGUGGUCUGUAGAAUAUUAUAUUUCAAAUGGAACUCAUGCCCAACUAAUAUUUUCAACUAUAGUCAACAAAUUUGUAUCAACAGCCACAGCAAUGCAAAAAAUAGAUACUUAUGAUAUAAUCACUAGCCAAAUAUGUUAUUAUGAUACAAAAAAACUUGUUAAUGUACAAUGGGAAAAACCGGUGUCACCGACUCCUUAUUUCUUUAUGAUGAUUAUUGGCCUUAGUUUAAAUGUAGCAUAUAUUAUUAGUAUCUCAUUUUGUUCUUUUUUUCAAUCUAAACAAGUACCAGAAUAG